This is a messenger RNA of Williopsis jadinii, 1280 nucleotides long. It is a transcript of the gene RBG2, whose product is annotated as Rbg2p. The transcript is spliced from 2 exons. The record is from RefSeq and is a predicted model, not a curated record. Gene Ontology annotation, cellular component: cytoplasm. Gene Ontology annotation, molecular function: GTPase activity; GTP binding. NCBI's taxonomy places the organism in Eukaryota, Fungi, Ascomycota, Saccharomycetes, Phaffomycetales, Wickerhamomycetaceae. Gene Ontology annotation, biological process: cytoplasmic translation. Bases 89 to 1192 code for a protein of 367 amino acids.
CACUCUUCUCUUCCUGUUAAACCAAGCCUAGUUGGGUCAGGAGGCAGCUGUGACGAGCUAGAAAGAACAUUGUAGAGUACAAUAUACGAUGGGUAUUGUUGAGAAGAUCCAGCAGAUCAAAGAGGAGCUUGCAAGAACUCAGAAGAACAAAGCCACGGAGUACCAUAUCGGUCUCUUGAAGGGUAAGCUUGCUCGUUACAGACAGCAGCUGCUCGAGCCUCCACCUGGUUCUUCUUCCUCGCCAGGUCAAGGAUUUGAGGUUAGUAAAAGUGGUGAUGCCCGUGUUGUACUGAUUGGGUUCCCGUCUGUGGGUAAAUCCUCAUUCCUGUCAAAGAUUACCAACACCAAGUCGGAGGUUGCCAGCUAUGCAUUUACGACGUUGACAUCUGUUCCUGGGUUCUUGGAGUAUCAGAAUGCCCGUAUCCAAAUUGUGGAUUUGCCUGGUAUCAUCGAUGGUGCCAGUGAAGGUAAAGGUCGUGGUCGUCAAGUCAUUGCUACGGCAAAGACUGCCGACUUGGUAUUGAUGGUGCUCGAUGCGACGAAAGGUGCUAACCAAAGACAAAUCCUGGAAAGGGAAUUGGAGAGUGUUGGUAUUAGACUAAACAAGGAAAAGCCAAACAUCUAUUUCAAACAGAAGACCACAGGAGGUGUGAAAUUCAGUUACACCUCACCUCCAAAGUAUUUGAACGAGAAGAUUGUUUCAGGUAUACUGAGGGACUAUAAGAUCCACAACGCAGAUGUGCUUGUGAGGGAUGAAAACGUCACUGUGGAGGACUUUAUCGAUAUCAUCAACGAUUCGCAUAGAAGUUACAUCAAAUGUCUCUACGUAUAUAACAAGAUCGAUGCCGUGUCGUUAGAAGAAGUGGAUAGAAUCGCCAGGGAGCCAAAUACUGUCGUCAUGAGUUGUGAGAUGGACUUUGGGGUCGACGACGUUGUGGAUGAGAUUUGGUACAAGUUAGAUUUGUUGAAGCUGUACACCAAGAGAAGAGGCGUUGCUGUCAACUUUGAGGAUCCAAUGGUUGUUAGAAAUAACAGUUCCAUAGAGGACGUUUGUAACGGUAUCCAUAAGGAUUUCAAGAACAGUUUCAAGUACGCACUGGUCUGGGGUUCUUCUACAAAGCACAACCCUCAAAAGUGCGGAUUGAACCAUAUGGUUCACGAUGAAGACGUCGUUUCAAUUGUGACAAAGUGAAUAAUUUUCUAAUAACACUACACAUUUGAGUCAUAUGUACAAGUGUGGUUUCCAUGUGUAAUACUAUACCAAAAUCACUUUUUAAUGU